AUGACAAGUAGUGAUAAAACUAGUGACGCUCCAUCAGCGUUAUCAUCAUCAUCAUCAACAACAACUUCAAAAUAUAGUACAAAAGACAGAAAUUGUAAAACAGUUCCAACACCACCCUCACAUCGUCUUGAUAUUAAUGAUAUUUAUUCUCAUCCAUCCGAUCCAGAUGACAAACCUAAUUUAGAUAUUCUUAAACAACAUCUUUUACUUGAAGGUCGUGUUACUGAACAAGCUGCAAUUCGAAUAAUCGAUGCUGGUGCUGCUAUUCUACGUGAUGAACCAACAAUGAUUGAUAUUGAUGCACCAUUAACAAUAUGUGGUGAUAUUCAUGGACAAUUUUAUGAUUUAAUCAAAUUAUUUGAAGUUGGCGGUUCUCCUGCUACAACUCGAUAUUUAUUUCUUGGUGAUUAUAUUGAUCGAGGAUAUUUUGGAAUUGAAUGUGUUCUUUAUUUAUGGUCAUUAAAAAUUCAUUAUCCAAAAACAUUUUAUUUACUUAGAGGAAAUCAUGAAUGUCGACAUUUAACAGAAUAUUUUACUUUUAAACAAGAAUGUUUAGUUAAAUAUACAGAAAAAAUUUAUGAAUCUUGUAUGACUGCUUUUGAUUGUUUACCAUUAGCUGCAUUAAUGAAUAGACAAUUUUUAUGUGUACAUGGUGGAAUUUCACCGGAAAUUCAUACAUUAAAUGAUAUACGAAAGUUAGAUCGAUUUCAUGAACCCCCACCAUAUGGUGCUAUGUGUGAUCUUCUUUGGUCUGAUCCAAUUGAAGAUUAUGGAAAUGAAAAAGAAACUUCAUCAUCAACAUCAAAACGCCAUAAUAAUAUUCCAUUAAGUGAUUCAUCAAUAAAUAAUACAUCACAAAUAAUUCCUUCAUCAUAUAAUGAACAUUUAUUUCUAACAAAUACAACACGUGGUUGUUCUUAUUUUUAUACAUAUGCUGCUGUUAAUGAAUUUUUAAUACAUAAUCAGAUAUUAUCAAUAAUUCGUGCUCAUGAAGCACAAGAUGUUGGCUAUCGAAUGUAUAAAAAAUCAGCUGAAACUGGUUUUCCAUCAUUAAUAACAAUUUUUUCAGCACCAAAUUAUUUAGAUGUUUAUCAAAAUAAAGCAGCUAUUAUGAAAUAUGAAAAUAAUGUUGUUAAUAUUCGACAAUUUAAUUGUUCAUCACAUCCAUAUUGGUUACCAAAUUUUAUGGACGUUUUUUCAUGGUCAUUACCAUUUGUUGGUGAAAAAGUUAUUGAUGUACUUUUAAAUAUUCUUAAUAUAUGUACAGAUGAAGAAUUAGCUGAACAUGAUGCAGAUAUUGAUACAUUAAUUGAACGUAAUAACCGUGAACAACGUAAAGAACAAAUUCGUACAAAAAUUCGUGCAUUAGGUAAAGUAGCUAAAGCAUAUAAAUCAUUACGUGAAUUAAGUGAAAAUGCUAUUACAUUACGUGGUUUAACACCAUCAACUAGUUCAACAGAUUUAAAUAAUAGUGAUGAAGUUAAAACUGAAGCUGAAGUUGUUGCAAAUAUUCUUCGAGAUAAAAAUGCUUCAACUAAAGAACGUUUUUCAACAGCUAAAAUACUUGAUCAAGUUAAUGAACGUAUGCCACCAUCUAAAUCAACAAAUUCAAUUAUUAAUUCAACUAUUACUGAACGUAUUAGACGUACAUCAACAACAAAUCAAACAUCACAACAAACAAUUAAAAAAGAAUUGCCAUCAAAAACAAUUGUCGGUGGUACAACACAAGGUCUUGUUAAAAUGAGACGUGAAAGUUAUAUUGGAUCAUCAAAAUCAACACCUACUACUGAUUUAACAAAGACUGUUAAUGGUAAAACAAUAACAAAAAAAUAA
Molecule: messenger RNA, 1833 nt
Organism: Rotaria sp. Silwood1
Lineage: Eukaryota; Metazoa; Rotifera; Eurotatoria; Philodinida; Philodinidae
Source: the annotation of a GenBank genome assembly